Messenger RNA from Branchiostoma floridae (Florida lancelet), 2878 nucleotides. Its product is annotated as homeobox-containing protein 1-like. Gene Ontology annotation, cellular component: nucleus. Lineage: Eukaryota; Metazoa; Chordata; Leptocardii; Amphioxiformes; Branchiostomatidae. The transcript is spliced from 9 exons. Gene Ontology annotation, molecular function: double-stranded telomeric DNA binding. The coding region runs from base 122 to 1153 and encodes 343 amino acids. The record is from RefSeq and is a predicted model, not a curated record. Gene Ontology annotation, biological process: positive regulation of DNA-templated transcription.
AUUACCGCGCCACGCCAAAAGUAAAGGUACCCAACUGUCACAUUACAGUAGCGUCUCUGUACAUCGCCACGUAGCACACUGCUACGCUGAUUAAAAGUUUGGAUUACUCUUUACUCAAGACAUGGAGCCAAGGUUUACCCUGGAGCAGUUCAACCUGCUGACACGUCUGAUGGCUAUUGGCGAGAGACUUCAGCAGACGGGUCUGUCGCAGAACAACAUGUUCCAAGCCCUCUACACCAUGCAGCAAAGUUAUCGUCUGGGGAAAAAAAUGCCUGCUUUAGGAACUGGAUCUCAGCCUACAGUCACUCAUGCGCAGCUCAUCCUGCUGACCCGUCAGUUGUCAAUUCAUCAGAGUCUCUAUCAGACUGGUCUGUCAGAGGGCAGCGUCUUUCACAUAAUCAGUACCAUGCAGCAAAACAAAACCGAAAACACCGAUGUCGAUGGGCUUCAGAAAAUAGAAAAAGUGGAAGCCGAGUAUAAAACAGAGGAGCGGUUGGAUGCUGAGGUAAUUCCAAGUAUGGGCACAUCUCCAGGACCAAUCGCAGAGGAAGAAUUUCACCGAGAGGUGGAUAGGCUGAUGAGGGAAGACACAAACGACCUAAAUGCGGAAAUCAAGACCUUUCUUAUCAAUCAUGGCAUCCGUCAAGAAGCCGUGGCGACAGAAAUUGGCGUCAGCAACAGCUCCGUGUCAGUGUUUUUAAAACAUGGCCGGGGUCUGAACGGUGGCAAGAGAAGAGCUAUUUAUACUUGGUACACCAGACAAAAGCAUAUUGCAACAGGAAUGGCAGAAAACAAUCCCAUUCAACAAAGGAGGCUAAAGAGGCCAUUGGACUUGAAACUGGACAACCCUGUCAACAGUGAAGACCACAAGCAGAGCAGGGUCAGGUUGAAAUGGCCCUCAGCAGUAACUAUGAUACUGGAGACGUACUUCCGGACGGACACAAAUCCAACCGAGAACAAGAGAGAAGAGCUUGCACGUGUCUGUAAUGAUGAGUUACAGAAGUCAGGUGAUGAGUUUCCUGAUGGCCAGCUGAUGACUCCAGCUCACGUCCAGACAUGGUUCAUGGAUAGGUGGCUUCAGGAAAUGAGGAAGCAUCAACAAACACUGUCGUUACAAGUUGAGGGCCAGUUGCAGACGCUUGGCAAAGACUGAGAAAAUUAAUAAAGGUAAUACUGCCGAAUACGGGUCCGAGUACAGCAUGGAGAGCACUUGAUCUUGAGGACGAUGAAUGGGAGGAUACUAUUAACACUGGUUAAAGUGAUUAAUAUAUAUAUAUAUGAUGAUUAAUUUUUAGGUUUUUGUACAUAAUGGUUGCGUUGAUAAUCAGGUUCGCGUAACAAUAAAAAUAAUAUCCACAUGUGUAUUAAGAAAAUAUAGUCCUGUUCGUAUUUGGCUGCAAGUGCAGCCUUUUAUAUAUAUUCAGAUAUAUUAUCUGUAUACAAGUUAAUGUAUCUAUCAUCUUUGCCGUUCUUAUACAAUUGAGUUAAUGUUAUCUAGGAUGUUGAGCUUUUGCGAUACAUACAACAGCGUAUUCUGGGAUAAAGUAUUUUGGAUUAACUGUCAGCCUACAAAUCACAUUUAAUGAACGUAGUAAAUGCCCAUCGUUUUGUUUAUAUCUAGUUACAUAUAAUAUAGUUUGUUUGACGAUUUGAGGGUUUAUAUUUCUGAAUGUAUUGAACCUUAGAGGCGAGAAGUGAGUCAAAAUGUGAUGCUGUUAUUACAUGAGCAUCUUUUAAUCGAAUGAGUUGAAAUUUGGCGAAAAUGAAACAUGUCCUCCGAUAUUGAAUUUUCAAUUUGUUAUUCAGAUCUAUAUGACCACACCCUUGGGAAUUUUUAAGACGAUCAUUUUCUCCAGAUUUUGCAAAAUUAUGAAUACAGCAGAUCACGGAUAUUGCUAAUGUAUUAUAACAAAUGUUUUAAAUUUUACAUGCUACUGUUCAUUUUAAACUCUGGGCUGCAAGAUUAAAUGAGUUGUCGUUUUAGAGCUAUAGCGAAAAAUGUAAUCUGUUGAUUGAAAGUCUCUGUAGUGUCUCUUUUUCAUAAAUCAAAAGAAAUAAAACUUGACACAGCUGUUAACUAUUUAACCCUAUCCUGACUGCUUUUUGGGACAUUUACUGGCCUUGGGGGAAGGCCCACUCGCCCCUCCCACCUUCGAAAUUUCAUAAUGGCUUACUUUGCGAUCACCAAAUUUGCAGGUAGCAAUGUGCUUAUUCGGUUUUAAAAUGUCUAAAUUUUUGAUAUCAUUAUGACGUAAUAUUCCGCAAGUAUAAGGUCAUUAAUGUGCGGGGGAUUUCCUAAAAUAAGUAAAGAAAUGACACAAAAUUUUACAAAUAAAUGGAUAAGUCUUCUAUGAUUUCUGCUGCCAAAGGCUACCACAACGACGUCAGAAUGUGGGCUUUUGAGGAAAGGAAUGGGAAAUUAUAUAGAUAUAAUAUUUGACAGUUAUUGGACAUUUUACUUUACGUUGUCGUUGACGUAAUGUGACGUGAUUAUGACGUCAUAAAUUUGAUUGUAUUGGACGGACCCAUGAAAAAAGGGUAUUCUCAGAAACGUUUUGCUUCAAAAAUGUAAUUGCAAGUGCAGAUAACAAAAUAGUAAUGUUUGUGACGACUUGUGUUUCCAACAUCAAUGACGUCAAAAUGACGUCAUACAAUGACGUCAUGCACAUCUAAGAUACCAGUUGGGCUCACCAUAUUAUAGCCACCACCUUGAAUUUUCAAAAAUACUUUUUUAGCAACAAAUAAUCACAAAAUACAAUAGAAAGAGACUAAAUGCAUUCAUUUAGUUUUUUUAUUAAAAAAUGCCUGGUAUUUACAAAUUUUAAGGGAUAAUAAGCUAGUUUUUGCUGAUCUGGCCAUACGGUCCGCCAUCUUUGAU